This is a messenger RNA of Fraxinus pennsylvanica, 324 nucleotides long. The record is from the annotation of a GenBank genome assembly. NCBI's taxonomy places the organism in Eukaryota, Viridiplantae, Streptophyta, Magnoliopsida, Lamiales, Oleaceae.
AUGAGACAUUUUACCCCAUUAGGACUAGUAAUAGCAUCACAGACUGUAGAUAAAGAAAAUAUGAAUGAAGAGCCAUGCUUUCCAGACCUUGUGCAAGAACCUGCCGAGGACUCUUGUAAUCUAGUGGGUCCCCCUACAUCAUCAGAGUCGAAUAUAUCUACUGAUGUUGGCUCCCAGCAGCCAAAUGAUGCCUCAUCGUCAGAUGAAUUUAUUGAACCUUCUAUCGAUUGGAAUGACUCGGUUCCCCACCAAAGUGACUUAAUAAAUGAACCAUCAAGCAUGAUGAGCCAUGUUGUAGAGUGUAGUGAAAAUAAAAUCGACUAG